Molecule: messenger RNA, 753 nt
Organism: Oncorhynchus keta (chum salmon)
Lineage: Eukaryota; Metazoa; Chordata; Actinopteri; Salmoniformes; Salmonidae
Product: glucose-dependent insulinotropic receptor-like
Exons: 2
Coding region: 1-753 (250 amino acids)
Source: RefSeq, a predicted model, not a curated record
AUGCAGACCAAGUGUAUCAACGACAUUAUCGUCUGGAGUCGACCGGAUGAAAAGUGUGCCCAGUCAGUCUACACCAGGUGUGCCCAGUCAGUCUACACCAGGUGUGCCCAGUCAGUCUACACCAGGUGUGACCAGUCGGUCUACACCCGGUGUGCCCAGUCAGUCUACACCAGGUGUGCCCAGUCAGUCUACACCAGGUGUGCCCAGUCAGUCUACUCCAGGUGUGCCCAGUCAGUCUACUCCAGGUGUGCCCAGUCAGUCUCCACCAGGUGUGCCCAGUCAGUCUCCACCAGGUGUGCCCAGUCAGUCUCCACCAGGUGUGCCCAGUCAGUCUACACCAGGUGUGCCCAGUCAGUCUACACCAGGUAUGCCCAGUCAGUCUCCACCAGGUGUGCCCAGUCAGUCUCCACCAGGUGUGCCCAGUCAGUCUACACCAGGUGUGCCCAGUCAGUCUACACCAGGUGUGCCCAGUCAGUCUCCACCAGGUGUGCCCAGUCAGUCUACACCAGGUGUGCCCAGUCAGUCUCCACCAGGUGUGCCCAGUCAGUCUACACCAGGUGUGCCCAGUCAGUCUACACCAGGUGUGCCCAGUCAGUCUACACCAGGUGUGCCCAGUCAGUCUCCACCAGGUGUGCCCAGUCAGUCUACACCAGGUGUGCCCAGUCAGUCUACACCAGGUGUGCCCAGACAGUCUCCACCAGGUGUGCCCAGUCAGUCUACACCAGGUGUGCCCAGUCAGUCUACACCAGGUGA